AUGUCUCCAAGUAGACUCAGAUGUGUCUACCCCAACACAAUGCAGUAUCAUCAAGGUAUUCCUAAAGAAAGUCACUAUCAAUCCAAUAAACUUCAGUUAUGUACUUCUAUUAAGCAUUCAUCAACAGAAAACAGACCAAGCAGACGGCUUGGGUUUUGCCAGACACCCAAUUUGUCCAUCACGCUUAACAUAUCAGUACCAGGCAUGAACACUCAUUUGUCUCUUCACGACAUAUCCAGGGCAUUUUUUAUCAAAGAUGCUGGCAUACAGACCUUGGGCGGAGGCUUAGAACUGUGGCAUGGUUACUUCAACAACUCUCAGCUUGAGAACUCCACUGUUAGUAAGGAUUGCCUGCCACUCACCAGCACUGGAACCGACAACUCGAUCACAGCCGACCAACGCUCUGCACUAGAUUAUUUAAAUUCACCGUUCUUGCAAGAUGCUGGGAUCACUGUAACUCCCAAGCCAAUCUCAGUCACCAGUUUAUUGUCCUGGGGGAUCCUUAAUUACACAAGGGUCACUAAUGCCAUCAACCGCACUCAUGCCAGCAAAUCUGGUUUUGUUGGAUGA
Molecule: messenger RNA, 570 nt
Organism: Suillus subalutaceus
Lineage: Eukaryota; Fungi; Basidiomycota; Agaricomycetes; Boletales; Suillaceae
Exons: 6
Coding region: 1-570 (189 amino acids)
Source: RefSeq, a predicted model, not a curated record